Messenger RNA from Colletotrichum truncatum, 1617 nucleotides. RefSeq names its product dynein light intermediate chain. Gene Ontology annotation, cellular component: meiotic spindle pole body; cytoplasmic dynein complex. The record is from RefSeq and is a predicted model, not a curated record. Gene Ontology annotation, molecular function: dynein heavy chain binding. Gene Ontology annotation, biological process: microtubule-based movement; microtubule cytoskeleton organization. Lineage: Eukaryota; Fungi; Ascomycota; Sordariomycetes; Glomerellales; Glomerellaceae.
AUGACGGCAAGUGCGAACAGGGUGUCGACAUACACCUCAGCCUCCGCGGGGUCGGACGGGCGCAAUGGCGAGAAGAAGGACCUCUGGAGCUCCAUGCUCGACAAUGUUGCCAGCGGCAAGCGGUUACCGGAGAAGAACAUGAUUGUGCUCGGCGGUACGCCCGAUUCUCAGCGAGAAUUUAUCGAGUCGUUGUCACAUAGUGAGAAGCGAAGCCUUGACCGACAGAGCUCUAAGACACCGCCUGUCGCAAACAGCUUUGCUCUAGGCUACACCUACUACGAUGUGCUUGAUGCUGAUCAAGAAGAUAUCCUGGCGAGAAUCUCUCUCUACAUGCUGUCGACACCUUCAGAAGCUUUCCCCAAACUCAUCCAACCCCUAAUUACGCCCGAGACGAUACCCAACACCCUAAUGGUUAUACUGCUGGACUGGUCUACGCCACACCUCUGGAUGAGGCAGCUAAGAGAGUGGAUUCUAUUCAUGCGAAGCAUCCUCGAAAACUCGAGCCAUGAAUGUCAAGCAACAAUGGAGGAGGUAAUGGUGAGCUGGCGGGAUAGGGGUAGAGGCGGCGGCUCGACCAAUCUUGAUGGCACAGGCGCAACUGCCAGCGAAGGUGACGUUGCGUUGCCGCUUGGGCCUGGUGAAUGGGAAGAAGGGAUCGGUCUGCCUCUGUGUGUCGUUUGCCAAAAUGCGGAAAAGAUGGAGGCGUUGGAGAAGACACAAGGAUGGAAAGAGGGUGACUUUGACCAAGUGCUGCAAUACCUUCGGACGGUGCUGCUCAGACACGGUGCAUCCUUGAUCUACACAACGCCGAACGUCCCCUCCUCGGCACCGAGCCUAGUCCACUCAAGCCUGGGCAUCACAUCUCUGCUCAAAAGACAACCGUUGAAACACAACGUGAUUGAUAGGGAUAAGAUCCUGGUGCCUCCAAACUGGGACUCCUGGGGUAAAAUCCGUGUGCUUCGUGACGGCUUCGACGUCGAGGCCACCAGCCAGGGUUGGUCUCACGACCUGCAGUCAACUUUCCCGUCGCCCCCAAUGACUACCGACGGGCUGAACACCAUCUCCAAAGCCAAGGCGGACGGUGACUACACAGGCGAGGUAUGGUCCUCUGCAGUCGCGCCGUACGAGGACUGGAUCCGUGACCUCAGCAGCGCAGGCAGCGCCAUCUCCUUUGCAGGCCGCGACGCGGACUCUUCGCAGUUAGAAACAUCUUCUACAGACACGCAGGAGUUCCUGGGCACGAGCUUGCAGACGCUCGAGACGUACCGCAGCAGAAGCGCCGAGGACAAGAAGGCAGAUGCGGCCAAGUCAAGGACGGGACAGCGGACGGAUGAGACAGACUCUGAUGCGUCAUUGCGGCAGGGAGACGGCAAAGUCAACCAGCAUAUUGGACCUGUGCAAUUUAACAUGGGAGGCAUCCAGGUGGAUGCAGACGACAUGGUGCAGCGGCUUAAGGACCGUCAGGCAUACAGCUCUGCGCAGGAACCGACAACGCCGCCAGCCGACACCGCCGAGGAGAACCCUGACGACAUGGACAACGACAAACUUCAGGCCUUCUUCAGCGGUCUGAUGAACCGCAAGCAACCCGCCAACGGGAGUCCACGAGGCGGCUCCUGA